UUUAUUGUUAUAUCGUAGUGAUGUCCGCCUCAUUACAUAAUAUCGUACAAACGCAUGCAAACCUCUGCAGUAUACCCAUAACCUACAUCCAGUGUACUAGACGACGGGCCUUGCAAUUUUAGUCAUAUUUACUGAAUAAUAUCUUGGGUUGAAUCAAAAAUCUGUAAAAAUUGUAUAUUUUCGACUAAAGUGGACAUAUCAUAUUUAAAAGCUGCGAAAUGACUAAUGAGACGUUAUUGUUGAUAUUGAUCCUCGUCUUGUGUGUUAAGCAGAUGGGCAGCGAUCAGUCGUCGUCUUGCUCCAGGCAUUUACAGAGGCCGGCACACGAAUACCAUCUGACAAAGGAAUGUGCCGCGUCUAAUAUGCGAACUAUUGCAUCGUCAAACGCGACGGCAUUGGAAUCUUGUGUUCAUUUGGCGGCGACACAAAACGCUUUUGCGUUCACGUACGCAAACUUAACCGAAGGUACGACGCAAAUAUUGAGUUCCACUUGUAAUGUUUUCGAUUGUCCGGAGUUCCACCCGUUUCUACUGACUGCCGAUGAAUCGGCCUACGACUAUUAUAGCAUGUACUCAAAACCUUUGCCCAGUGAAAACUAUACUUGUGCACCAGGACUUGGUGUGUUUGAAAUGGUGACGAAACCUUUGAACUAUUCUAACGCUAUGAUAGCGUGUGAGGACGUCGGCGGCCACCUUGCUAAUGUCGUAUCCGAUUCUCGGACUUCAUUUUUGGCUACUUUGGUAUCGUCAGAUUUGAAAAAUAAUACCCCCGCCAACCGCAAGGCAUUUGUUGGAUUAUUCUUCGAAAAUGGUUUUGUAACCAUCACAGGUGAACCAUUGAGUUGUUUGCCACAUAGAGCAUGGGCGCCAGGUCAUCCAAAAACUGGUAGACCAAGAAAAGAGUGCGUAGUACUCUUGAGCAACAGGUACUGGGAAACAGAGGACUGUUCGAGGAGGUUGCCUUAUAUUUGUGAACUCGUACCGGAUGGCCCGCUAAGCCCCGUGGAACGGUACUGCGCUCCGAUUAGAAACAUAAAACGUAGAAAAAAUUGUAUUUUACGUAACCACAAACAAUUUGAACAUAUAGAGCAAACAAAACAACAAUGCAAUGGUAAUAUCAACACAAACAAAUCUGUAGCCAUAAAUGACAACAAUUAAUUUCUGAUA
This is a messenger RNA of Myzus persicae (green peach aphid), 1166 nucleotides long. RefSeq lists its product as uncharacterized. The record is from RefSeq and is a predicted model, not a curated record. The transcript has 5 exons. Bases 219 to 1157 code for a protein of 312 amino acids. Lineage: Eukaryota; Metazoa; Arthropoda; Insecta; Hemiptera; Aphididae.